Messenger RNA from Eptesicus fuscus (big brown bat), 2076 nucleotides. RefSeq names its product nuclear receptor subfamily 4 group A member 3 (gene NR4A3). NCBI's taxonomy places the organism in Eukaryota, Metazoa, Chordata, Mammalia, Chiroptera, Vespertilionidae. The record is from RefSeq and is a predicted model, not a curated record. Gene Ontology annotation, biological process: cellular response to corticotropin-releasing hormone stimulus; regulation of transcription by RNA polymerase II. Gene Ontology annotation, molecular function: RNA polymerase II cis-regulatory region sequence-specific DNA binding; nuclear receptor activity; zinc ion binding. The coding region runs from base 3 to 1877 and encodes 624 amino acids. The transcript has 6 exons. Gene Ontology annotation, cellular component: transcription regulator complex; nucleus.
AUAUGCCCUGCGUGCAAGCCCAGUAUAGCCCUUCGCCUCCAGGUUCCAGUUAUGCAGCGCAGACCUACAGCUCAGAGUACACCGCGGAGAUCAUGAACCCCGACUACACCAAGCUGACGGCCAUGGACUUCGGCAGCACGGACAUCACGGCCAGGGCCACCACGUCCCUGCCCAGCUUCAGUACCUUCGUGGAGGGCUACCACGAAGUCAAGCCCUCCUGCCAGUACCAAAUGCAGCCCCCCGGGCCGCGACCCUUGAUCAAGGUGGAGGAGGGCCACCCGCACAGCUAUCCCCAUCUCCCCCACCACCACCACCACCAUCACCACCACCACCACCACCACCAGCAACCGCCGCAGCAGCAAGAGCCAUCCAUUCCGCCCUCCUCCGGGCCGGAGGACGAGGUGCUGCCCAGCACGUCCAUGUACUUCAAGCAGUCCCCGCCGUCCACCCCCACCACGCCGGGCUUCCCCCCGCAGGCGGGGGCGCUGUGGGAGGACGCGCUGCCCUCGGCGCAGGGCUGCCUGGCGCCCGGCCCGCUGCUCGACCCGCCGAUGAAGGCGUUGUCCGGCGCGCGCCUCCCGCUCUUCCACUUCAAGCCCUCGCCGCCGCACCCGCCGGCGCCCAGCCCGGCCGGCGGCCACCAUCUCCGCUACGACCCGACGGCCGCCGCCGCCGCCGCCGCCGCCGCGGGCAGCCAGGCCGCCGCGCUCGAGGGCCACCUCUACGGGCUGCCGCUGCCCAAGCGGGCCGCCGCGCUGGCCUUCCCGCCGCUCAACCUCACGGCCUCCCCCACCGCGUCCAGCCUGCUCGGGGAGAGCCCCAGCCUGCCGUCGCCGCCCAUCAGGAGCUCAUCCUCCGGCGAGGGCACCUGCGCCGUGUGCGGGGACAACGCCGCCUGCCAGCACUACGGCGUCCGCACCUGCGAGGGCUGCAAGGGCUUCUUCAAGAGAACGGUGCAGAAAAAUGCUAAAUAUGUUUGCCUGGCAAAUAAAAACUGCCCUGUAGACAAGAGACGUCGAAACCGAUGUCAGUACUGUCGUUUUCAGAAGUGUCUCAGUGUCGGAAUGGUUAAAGAAGUUGUCCGUACAGAUAGUCUGAAGGGGAGGAGAGGUCGGCUGCCUUCAAAACCAAAGAGCCCAUUACAGCAGGAACCUUCUCAGCCCUCUCCACCUUCUCCUCCGAGCUGUAUGAUGAAUGCCCUUGUCCGAGCUUUAACAGACUCAACGCCCAGAGAACUUGAUUAUUCCAGAUACUGUCCCUCUGACCAGGCCGCUGCAGGCACAGAUGCUGAGCAUGUACAGCAGUUCUACAACCUUCUGACAGCCUCCAUUGACGUAUCCAGAAGCUGGGCAGAAAAGAUCCCUGGAUUUACUGAUCUCCCCAAAGAAGAUCAGACAUUACUUAUAGAAUCAGCCUUUUUGGAGCUGUUUGUUCUCAGACUUUCCAUCAGGUCAAACACUGCUGAAGAUAAGUUUGUGUUCUGCAAUGGACUUGUCCUGCACCGACUUCAGUGCCUUCGUGGAUUUGGGGAGUGGCUCGACUCCAUUAAAGACUUUUCCUUAAGUUUGCAGAGCCUGAACCUUGAUAUCCAAGCCUUAGCAUGCCUGUCAGCGCUGAGCAUGAUCACAGAACGACAUGGGUUAAAAGAACCAAAGAGAGUGGAGGAGCUAUGCCACAAGAUCACAAGCAGCUUGAAAGACCACCAGAGUAAGGGACAGGCCUUGGAGCCCACGGAGCCCAAGGUCCUGGGUGCCCUGGUAGAACUGCGGAAGAUCUGCACCCUGGGUCUCCAGCGCAUCUUCUACCUGAAGCUGGAAGACUUGGUGUCUCCACCUUCCAUCAUCGACAAGCUCUUCCUGGACACCCUGCCUUUCUGAGGAGGAGCCGCCUCAUCUGCUAGCGCCUGCUUGCUGAGCAGCAGAGGGAGGGGUCUGGACACCUACCAUUCCUGUCCUUCCUUCAGAGAAAAAGCAGCUCCUGACAAAAUGAAAGACUUUUUUUUUUUUUUUUUCUGGCACUUUUCCUUACAACCCAAAGCCAGAAAACUUGCAGAGUAUUGUGUUGGGGUUGUGUUUU